Molecule: messenger RNA, 1499 nt
Organism: Gaeumannomyces tritici R3-111a-1
Lineage: Eukaryota; Fungi; Ascomycota; Sordariomycetes; Magnaporthales; Magnaporthaceae
Product: CMGC protein kinase
Exons: 4
Coding region: 101-1285 (394 amino acids)
Biological process (GO): protein phosphorylation; mitotic DNA damage checkpoint signaling
Cellular component (GO): nucleus
Molecular function (GO): protein serine/threonine kinase activity; ATP binding
Source: RefSeq, a predicted model, not a curated record
CACGUACCUUGGUUGAGGCCCCCCAGCGUCAAGCGCGAAAAACCUCUGCCCAUACAAAAUCUGCCAUCUAAACGGUCGCAGUUCUGAAUCUCUCCUCACCAUGUUUUCGCGCACAAUCAAGCGGUAUAUGCAGCCGCCUUUCCGGUGUCCUGGCUCGCGCUGCUCUGUUUCCUUUGCUCAAGCAAUUUUGCUUCGGCUAUGUGCGCAGCCUUUUCGCCCAGCUUUUGGUUCGUUCCACGCCGCAUUCGCCAGCAACAUGUCCUCCAACGCCACCCAAAUACCUUUAAAACCGAUUGCUGGGCCGCAGCCGCUGCCCCUCGGGACGAAUAUUGCUUCCCUUUCGGGCAAUUCCUACGUUGUUGACGAGGUUUUCCGAUACCGGUGCGAAAGGGACGUAGCUAUCGGCGUAUACCGCGCAACCUCCGAAGGCACCCGCUAUGUCAUCAAGGACAUCUGGCCCGGCCAGUUUGACCGUUUGGUCAAGCUGAACAAACUCGUGGAGCAUUCACCCCACGUCAGGACCGCCGUCGAUAUAAUUCCCGACCGGCAGAUGCUUGUCUUCCCUCAUCGCAAUCUGGACUUGCUCAGUGCCAACCCCGCGGCCAUUCCCGCUGCUGCAAAAAAGGGCAUCAUUAGGGAUGCUCUUUCGGGCCUGGCAGCCCUGCACGACAAGCGAAUCAUUCAUACAGACAUCAAACCCGACAAUAUAAUGCUGGACUAUAUAAAGCAUCCCGACAACUCACACGAAUUUCGCAAUGUCCAAAUCACCGACCUCGAAGACGCGUUUGCAAUUCCCGACGAUGCGCCCGGGGUCACCGGCCGCACUUAUGGGAGCCCCUACUGGAGAAGCCCCGAGUCGUGGGCCAAGGCGUGCCAAGAUGUUUCAUCCGACAUCUUUUCCUUUGGCCUUUUUGCAAUCCGCGUUUGGAUAGACUUCAUGGUCCUUCACAUGAAAGGGGUCAAAGACGCGCCUUUGUUCGAAGAGCAGAUGAAGAUUGUUAUGCCCCGGCUCCUCAUCUUUUUGGGCGGGGGCCCGGGCGAGGGAGACAUCGAGGACAUCAAGGAAUUUAUAUCGAUGCACGAAGGGACCCCGUUUGGCGACUACUGCUUUGACGUCGUCAACGGCAGCAGUGUAUGUCCCAUCAGUCAAUGGAAGGUCGUGGCUCCGCCAACACCCUACAUGGAACCGCAGUUUGUGGAUCUAGUGUCGAGGAUGACCUGUAUGACGCCCUCGCGGAGGAUUACGGCUCGCGAGGCUUUGCAGCACCCUUGGUUUGCGGAUUAGGAGAUGGAUGUAAAACUUGUUUUCUAUCUAGCUAUCUGCUGAACACCGGAAUACUGCGCUUUCGAUAAAUAAAUUUAGGGAAUGAAUCGAAUUACGUCUCCUUCCUUGGGCUCGGCAAUAAAACCCUCCGGAAGCUGCCCGUUGGGUGCCACCUGGUGCUCCUCUCCCCAUUUACGUACAGCUUCAUAGUCCUUGCAUUUAUGAAGCGUAUUGA